GUGCGAUAGAACCGGGAGACUGUGCGGUUAGAUUCCUUUUUGAUUGGCGAUCAACGUACUAGCGAAAUCAAAAUGAACAAAACCGAGCUGAGCAAGGAUCAAACCAAGAUCCUGAGGGAAGCGUUCACGGCGUUCGACAUCGAGAAGAAGGGAUGCAUCUCGAUGGAGGUCGUCGGCACCAUUCUGGAUUUGCUCGGCUACAGCAUGUCCGACGAUGAGCUGAAGGAAAUCAUCGAAGAGUACGACAUCGACGAAUCGGGCCAGAUCGAAUGGGAGGAGUUUAUCGAGCUGGCCUCGAACUACGUCGAACCGGAAGAGGACUACGAUGCGCUGCGGGCGGAACUACGUGAAGUUUUCAUGAUGUACGACAAAGCCGGCACGGGAUUUAUCCCGCUGGAGGUGUUCAAGCAGAUCCUGCGCGAGCUGGACGGUGCGGUCCCGGAGAACGAGCUCGACGAUAUCAUAGAUGAGAUUGAUGCGGACGGUUCCGGAACGGUUGACUUUGAGGAGUUCAUGGAGGUUAUGACGGGUGAAUAAGACAACUUUGUGACAGCCGCUCGUCACCUCGGACAACAGGACUCUUGUGUCAACCGGAAGCAGAAAAGUGGGGCCACUUGGCAACUCGACUGAACAUUGGACACCGGCCCUCGACCGACUAUGCUUCCUGUUCCUGGUGCAUCGCGGGUUUAAUACAAAUAAGAAUUUUUAAUAUUGCGUUCAGGCAAUAAUUUUAAAGGAAACAUACAAAGAUACACACAAUCUUUAAAGUAAACAUAAACACACACCUUACACAUAAACAAGUAAAACAACAAACUUACUAACAAACUCUUAUGUACAUAACACAUUAAAGACUUGACACAAUAAUGGGAUGUUUAAAAAACAACAACUAGGAUAAUGUUAAAAUUGGAGAAGAAACUCUAAGUAAAAUAAUUAUGUACUAAAAUAUACCAAUAAAAACUAC
Messenger RNA from Anopheles coustani, 961 nucleotides. RefSeq names its product troponin C, isoallergen Bla g 6.0101-like. The record is from RefSeq and is a predicted model, not a curated record. NCBI's taxonomy places the organism in Eukaryota, Metazoa, Arthropoda, Insecta, Diptera, Culicidae. The transcript is spliced from 5 exons. Bases 73 to 537 code for a protein of 154 amino acids. Gene Ontology annotation, molecular function: calcium ion binding; enzyme regulator activity.